Messenger RNA from Trematomus bernacchii (emerald rockcod), 1344 nucleotides. Its product is annotated as protein shisa-8. Gene Ontology annotation, biological process: regulation of short-term neuronal synaptic plasticity; regulation of AMPA receptor activity. The transcript is spliced from 6 exons. The record is from RefSeq and is a predicted model, not a curated record. NCBI's taxonomy places the organism in Eukaryota, Metazoa, Chordata, Actinopteri, Perciformes, Nototheniidae. Bases 1 to 1344 code for a protein of 447 amino acids. Gene Ontology annotation, cellular component: postsynaptic membrane; AMPA glutamate receptor complex; postsynaptic density.
AUGUGCCAGAGACCUACCAGAAGACACUGGCGUAGAUCCAAGAUGGCGCCCUCCGUGCAUCCGCUCUUGAUAAGCCUUUCCCUGGCCCUUAUCCUGGGACUGACCUCUUUCGGGGGACUGAACUCUUGGCCCUCAGGUCAAGUUGUGGCGCAGGUUCCUACGAACAACCAGACGACAGAGCCCUCUAUGAUACCUGAGGCCGCGCUGGCAACGCCGACACCGGAAGCGGAGGACAAAACGUCUCUGUCGAACGGUGGCCGUUGCUGGGGUUACUACGACGUCAUGGGCCAGUGGGACCCGCCCUUCAACUGUAACGUUGGUGUCUACCUGUCCUGUUGCGGCUCCUGCUUCUACCGCUUCUGCUGCCAGUUCAAAAUCCACAGUUUGGACCAGACUGCCUGUUCCAACUAUGACACGCCGGUCUGGGCGAACACCGGGAAGCCGUCAGAACCCGUCACCGAGGUCCGAGAGGAGCCGGACAGAGAUCAGACCCACAUGAUCGUUUAUAUUAUUUGUGGAGUGGUGGCCAUCAUGGUGUUGGUCGGGAUUUUCACCAAACUCGGGCUGGAGAAGAGUCAAGGAGGACAGACCGACAUGACCAACUCCAGGACUCUGACAGAGCUCAUGAAGCAGCCAGGGGAGGCAGGGAUGGGAAUGGUGGAUGGGACGGGGAUUCAUCAUCCAAUAGGAACCAACGGCAUCUCCGCCAGGGCGCUACGCUCCAACAAUGAUCAUAACCACUUGAACAACGCAGCCUUGUCUCCCCUGGGUCCCGCCAUGGCCUUGUCUCACCCUCACAACAACCUGGGCAUCGGCUUCAACAAGUACACCUCGCUCAAGGCCGUGGACACAGCCUCGAGAGACUACUACAAGAGCUACCCAAUGGUGGACUACACCCACCGCCAGUCCCCUCCCACAUUCCAGCCAAUCAACUUCCACCCCAAGGACAAGCCCUUCCUCCCGCCGCCCGACAUCCACGCGCCGCUGGCCAUCACCAUCAACGCCUCCCAGAUCCCCAAGCCUAAGAUCUCCAAGACCAACACCCACCCGCUCACCUCCAGCUCGGCCUUCAAAGCAUGGGACCCCAGUAAGAGCCACAUGCAGCACCCUGUGGCCUCGCACAUCGGCCUCCAGGGGCAGCAACACCACGCGCUGCAGCAGCACCAGCACCAGUCGCUGCAGCAGCAGAACAGCCGGCGCCUGGCGUACUCCAACAAGAGGCAGUUCAGCAUCGAGACGCUGCCCGAGCUCUUCUCGCAGCCGCUGAGCUACGGCCACUCGCCGCACGUGCAUCCCAAGCACAAGGGACUGCCCACCAACAGCAAGACAGAGGUCACUGUCUGA